AAGUUAGCCCUGCCUUGUUAACUGUUUUUUCUUAACCCUUUUUAAUUAUUUUUGUUUAAUUAGUUUACCGUUUGGCCAUUUUUUUACAUAACCAUUAUUACACUUAAAAAUUAACUCGGAAGUGUUUAGUUUUUAAGCGAAAUGCAAAGGUUGCAGUUCACAUUCUUGCUGAGCUCCGUUUUGUUCCUCAGACUCAGAACCCUCCUGGCCAUAGACUUUUGUCAAAUUAAGUCAUGCCAAGGCAAAAAUCAUAUAGGUUGCAACAACGAUAUGAUGUUCGACCACAACUGCCUGCGUUUUCACGGUCUGGUCAAUAUGGCUUAUUUCCGUGAGUAUUUACUGGAACUUCACAAUGGUUAUCGCCAGGAGGUGGCCAAUAACUCGUUUAUCGACCUGCCGCCUGCCCAAAAAAUGCCUGAAUUGGUGUGGGACCAGUACUUGUCGGUGGUGGCCGAGUAUCACCUGAAACGCUGUCAACAGGAACUCCCAGACAACUCCUGCUGUGCCACCGAUGACUUUGCCGAUCCCCAUUUCAACUUUGCCGAGGAUUUCUAUCCAAGACCUGUGAUUCCCCAGUCGAAUGUCCGCGAAAUGACAAUCUUAGCGGAGCAAUGGCUGGACGAGCUCUACGAUAUGGAUGACAUAGUCACGGACGAGGCGGAAAGUGAUAUCAGGAAUAUCAUCAACGAUCAGAGCGCCUAUAUGGGCUGUGCCGCUGGUCAGGAUUAUGAUCUGUGGAAUAUACACUUCGUGCUCAUCUGCUACUACAGCUCGGGACCUCCGCACACAGGCCAACUCUACACGGCGGGCCAAUUCAAUGCCAGCCUUUGUCCCCACGGACCAAGUGAUGAAUAUCCCAGCCUCUGCAAAACACUGACCCUGAAUGACUAAGUCGCUGAAUCUCUGGCUAAAUAAAUAUUGCAAAGGCUUUGGGUAUAAUUAAAUGUGCGAACCACUUGGCCCAUAAGUGGGGAGAAGUGAUGGACUUUUGGAUUUCUUUCUAGCUAGGUGGCUGUUUUACAGUAGCUUCUAGCUUUUCUCAUGGAAAGCUAAGCCUAAAAAUAUCAAAUAAAAAUGUUUUUAAUUGUUCAAUGAAAUGGCGUCUCUUUCGUUUUUGUAUCUUUAAUUUAUCAUAAAAGAAAGUCAAUAUAUAAAUAAAAUGUAUUUCUAAUAGAG
This is a messenger RNA of Drosophila eugracilis, 1176 nucleotides long. RefSeq names its product antigen 5 like allergen Cul n 1. Bases 142 to 891 code for a protein of 249 amino acids. The record is from RefSeq and is a predicted model, not a curated record. NCBI's taxonomy places the organism in Eukaryota, Metazoa, Arthropoda, Insecta, Diptera, Drosophilidae. The transcript has 2 exons.